AAUAUAAAUCAUUAAAUCUCAAAACUUUAUUAAGACAAAUAAAUUUUAUAUUUAAUUUAACGAAAAAUCAGGGAUUUACUAAUGACCAGUUCCAUAUCUGGCAUUUCUAAACAUUGUUAUCAUUUUUUUGAUAGCAAAAAAUUACCAAAAUUAUUAAGAAUACAUUGGAAAAAAUCAUCUGUUUCUAACAGAUUAAAUUUUACAAUGAAUGCUGAUGAAACUCCAAAUUGUCAAUUGAAUAUUGACAAGCAAUAUAAUCAUGUAAAAUAUCUACAAGAAACAGCACCUGGAUUUCCAAUUGAUGCAUCAAAAAUAACACUAAUAAAAGAGCCAAAAGAUUUUUAUUCGACAUUAUUAAAAAAAUGUGAAAAUUCGAAAAAAAGAAUAACAUUGGCAUCUUUGUAUUUAGGUACAGGACCACUUGAAAAGGAUUUGGUUGAGUCUAUGAAAAAAGCUGUUAUUUCUACAAAUGGAAAUAUUGAAAUAAACAUUCUCUUGGAUUACAUGAGAGGAUCACGAGGAAAAAUUAAUUCACGAAUGAUGUUAAAGCCUCUUCUUGAAGAUGACAAUGAUGGACCAGAUAAUUGUAAAAUUUAUCUUUAUCAUACACCAAAGUUACGUGGUGUUUUAAAAUCUGUAAUGCCUAAUCGAUUCAAUGAACUUAUUGGCUUACAACAUAUGAAGAUAUAUAUUUUUGAUGAUUCUCUUAUUAUCAGUGGAGCCAAUUUAAGCAAUGAUUAUUUUACAAAUCGUCAAGAUCGUUAUUUACUCAUUGAAGAUUGUAAAGAUCUUUGUGAUUUUUACAGCAAAUUAAUUAAACGAGUAGCUGAAUUUAGCUUUCGACUUUUGCCUGAUGAUACAACAGUAUUUGAAAAUAAAAUAUCACAACAUCCAUUGACAAGUUCACUUGAACAAUUUCGUUGUUCAGCACAGGAAAAAAUUCAAUCAUUGUACCUUGAAGAAUUAAAUAAAUCGAAGAAACAAUUACAUGAAAAUUCUAGAAAUGAUACAUGGGUUUUUCCACUAAUUCAAAUGGGUCAAUUGGGUAUACGUUAUGACAGUGAUAUAACUUUAAAUCUUUUAAAAAAUGCACAACCUGGUUCAUUACUAAGACUUGCAACUAGUUAUUUUAAUUUAACAUCUGAUUAUUCAAAUGCUCUGUUAAAAAAUUGUCAAGCUUCUUGUGAACUUUUAACUGCUCAUCCAACAGCUAAUGGAUUUUUCAAAGCAAAAGGUGUUGCUGGUGGUAUUCCAGCAGCAUAUACUAAAUUAGAAAAAUCAUUUUUUAAAAAAAUUGAAAAACUUGGCUUGGAAAAUAGAAUACAACUUAGAGAAUUUAUAAGAUCUGAUUGGACAUAUCAUGCUAAAGGACUCUGGUAUACUUUACCACAUGAAAAAAAACCCUCAUUAACUCUAAUUGGAUCUUCUAAUUUUGGAUAUCGAUCUGUUGAGAGAGAUUUGGAGACUCAAAUUGUAGUUGUUACAAAAAAUAAAACACUUCAAGAUAAUUUAGAAAAUGAAUACAUGAGAUUGUACAAAAGAUCAAAACCUGUUGACAAACAGACACUCCAUCAACCUGACAGGAUUGUUCCAGCUUGGGUUCGUGCUACAACGACAUUAUUUCGAUAUUUUUUUUAGCUAAAUUACUUGUAUAAAUUUAAUUAAAUUUUGU
This is a messenger RNA of Aphidius gifuensis, 1672 nucleotides long. It is a transcript of the gene PGS1, whose product is annotated as CDP-diacylglycerol--glycerol-3-phosphate 3-phosphatidyltransferase, mitochondrial. NCBI's taxonomy places the organism in Eukaryota, Metazoa, Arthropoda, Insecta, Hymenoptera, Braconidae. The record is from RefSeq and is a predicted model, not a curated record. Gene Ontology annotation, molecular function: CDP-diacylglycerol-glycerol-3-phosphate 3-phosphatidyltransferase activity. The coding region runs from base 82 to 1638 and encodes 518 amino acids. Gene Ontology annotation, biological process: cardiolipin biosynthetic process. Gene Ontology annotation, cellular component: mitochondrion. The transcript has 5 exons.